Messenger RNA from Prorocentrum cordatum, 1341 nucleotides. The record is from the annotation of a GenBank genome assembly. NCBI's taxonomy places the organism in Eukaryota, Dinophyceae, Prorocentrales, Prorocentraceae.
AUGCCCCGCUGCCCAGAGGCGUAUUCAGAAAGUGACCACACUCAAGGAUUUUUUGGCCACGAGUUCUUUCGCUGCCACAAAGGUGCAAGAUGUACGACAAUUCCAGGAUCUGUCUGCGAUGCAGGUCAGCAUUCGGCGACUUUCUGCAGACAUACAUGCGCGGGCAAUAAAAGAGAGUUUGCCGGCUCUCGGCCCCUUCGGGUUGACAAACCCCGAAACUAUAGAUUCAUUGAUCCACGAAUUCGCGAUUUACAGAUCAAGAAAUGGGGGGAUGAAUGGAACGACGCAGGCGGUGACCGGGCCUUUAUUGUUACGUAUUCCAACCCGCAUUCGGCGUGGCUCUUUUUACAUGCUGCGGUGCAAUUGCUUGUCGCUGUUAGUGGACUUGGCAACCACAUUCGCAAGCAGAGGAGGAUCUCGUUCAUGGCUACCGCCGUGGUCUGUGUCCACAUCUUUCUCGACGCGCUUCUGACAAUCGGUUGUUUUGUCAUCCUCUUCGCCAUAAUGCCUGGGCAGGACCGCGUGAUGACGUCCGAGAAGGAAACCAUGCAGCUAUUUGCUUCGAUGGUUUCUGGAUCAGCAAUGGGCAAGAUGCUCAGUGUGGGCGACAUUCUUAUGUUCGGGGGAAAAGAUCGCUUCGAAAAGGCAGAAACGUUCUACCAGACGGAAUUAUUCCCGUUCAUGGCGGGUCAGUUCUUGGAGACUUUGAAAGUGUGGUUCGAUUUCGUUGGAGGGUUGCAUUCUCCUGAUCUCGUCCUCGAGAAGAGCAUUUUUGUGAAGGUGAUGGUCGGCGGUGUUAUCCUCUAUGGUGUUCUGCGAGCCCUCACGACUGCUGGCGGGCAUGUUCUCUUCACGAGUCCCGCGGUGCUCCUGAACGAAGAGCGCGCAGAGCCCGUAUCCCUCGUGUUCCAGAUGGCCGUCAAGACAGCCGCUGUAUCGUCACCCUACAUCAUUGCGGCGAGUAGUUGGAUUGAGUUUCAGGUCGUCAUUGCGACGAUGUUUGGGGUGCUUAUACAGUCCAGGUUCACCUACUAUGCAAUGCUCGGCAUAUACUUCGCCAUCUUCGCCAUGUCCGGCAUCGCUGCCGUCGCGCUUCUGAGACAAGACGAUGGCAUGGCAGGCGACGGAAGAUCAGACGAUUGUGUGGCUGGCGAUAGCCACGGCGAGGAGCUGCAUAAUUUCCCUCUGCAGCAGCGGUGUUGCGCUGGCCACCGGAAACAACACAAACUGACAUUCGACAUCACGGACAGACCCGCUGCGGAUAUGGAACAAGGCGCAGGCCAGGGCUUGUUGGGUCAGCUAGCGCCGAGUUACGGUGGCUGUGAGACUAGAACCUAUUAG